GAAAGAACAAAACAAAUAUUAAUGCGAAUAGAAAAUAUAAUUUUAAAUGUUGUCAACAAUUUAUGCAAUAAUAAUAAGCUCUUGAUUAAUUUAACUAAAUUUUCAAAUUGGUCUAGUUGCAUGUAUGGUGAUAAAAAUCAUCUGAUAACUAAAACUUUAAAAUUUCAAACCAAACGAAGUCGAAUUAAUUUCACAAUCAUUAUUUACCUUUUAUCAAAAAUUUAUAAAAAUUUAAUUACAAAAAAAUCAUGUACAGCAAGAGAACUAUACUACGGAGACACAAUUCUAUUCAAAAAUAGUAAUAUUGUAAGGAAGGCCCUCAUAGAUAUAUGUUGUUUAUUGGGUACAAAAUCUUGGGAACUAGGUAUUACAUUAACUUCAAGUGGUUUAGUAGCAGGGAAUCUAAAGAUUUAUAUGUCUAAUGGAAAAAUGAUUGAUUGUUCUAGUACUACCGAAGGAAUACAAAUCCCUCAGGAUAUUUUAGAGAUCGACAAUUUUGAAUCAAAAGCAAAAUACAUUCUAAUAAUUGAAAAAAAUGCAUCAUUUCAAAAAAUUAUCAACGAAGGGUUGUUGAAAAAAAAUAAAUGUACAUUUGUCAUGAUAACUGGUAAAGGAUUUCCUGAUAUUAAUACCAGGUUGUUUGUGAAACAGUUGUCUUGUAAAUUAAAUAUACCAAUAUUAGUCUUAGUGGAUGCAAAUCCUUUCGGUAUAGAAAUAAUGUGUGUUUACAGAUUUGGCUCUAAUUCAAUGGUUCAUCAAAAUGAAAUGCUUUGUGUGCCAUCAAUUAAGUGGCUAGGGGUUUAUCCUACAGACAUAGAAUCACUCAAUCUACCAAGUAUUGCAUUAACAAAUUUGGAUAAAGAUCGAUUGAGAUCUCUUUUAAAAAGAUCUUAUAUAAAUUCCAAUCAUAAACUUUUGCAACAGGUGUUGAUUUUACAUCAAUUAAACAGAAAAUCAGAAAUCGAGUCACUGACAACUUUUACUCAAACAUACCUAACUGAUGUUUAUAUUAAAACAAAAGUUCUUAUUCAAGAAUUUAUAUAGGAAAAGGACUUU
Messenger RNA from Myzus persicae (green peach aphid), 1056 nucleotides. RefSeq names its product meiotic recombination protein SPO11 (gene mei-W68). Lineage: Eukaryota; Metazoa; Arthropoda; Insecta; Hemiptera; Aphididae. Gene Ontology annotation, cellular component: nuclear chromosome. The record is from RefSeq and is a predicted model, not a curated record. Gene Ontology annotation, biological process: reciprocal meiotic recombination; meiotic DNA double-strand break formation; meiotic DNA double-strand break processing. Gene Ontology annotation, molecular function: ATP binding; DNA topoisomerase type II (double strand cut, ATP-hydrolyzing) activity; DNA binding. The transcript has 7 exons. The coding region runs from base 22 to 1044 and encodes 340 amino acids.